AUGAUGAAUGAUUAUUUUACGCCUGGAACUGGUUAUACCGGAAGACAAUUCAAACAACGUCUAGGCAUGAGGGAAGACUUAUUCGAUAAAUUUUUAGGAAAAUUGCUUGAGGUUGAUCCAGAAUGGCAGCAACGUCCAGAUGCAACCGGUACUAUGGGGCAUUCUCUGCAUAUGAAAUUAGUUGUUGUGAUGAAAUGUUUAUGCAAAAGUACGCCAGCUGAUAGUGUUGAUGAUUACACUCGUAUGGGUGCAACUACAAUAUAUAUGUAUCUAAAAAGAUUUUGCCACACCAUUUGCAUGACUUUUGGAGAAAGAUAUUUGCGUGAACCCACUCCUGAAGAUGUUCAUAGGUUUCUACAAGAGAAUGCGGACCAAUGUUUUCCUGGAAUGCUUGGUAGUGUUGAUUGUAUGCAAUAG
Messenger RNA from Papaver somniferum (opium poppy), 417 nucleotides. RefSeq lists its product as uncharacterized. The record is from RefSeq and is a predicted model, not a curated record. NCBI's taxonomy places the organism in Eukaryota, Viridiplantae, Streptophyta, Magnoliopsida, Ranunculales, Papaveraceae. The transcript has a single exon. Bases 1 to 417 code for a protein of 138 amino acids.